Molecule: messenger RNA, 2285 nt
Organism: Mytilus californianus (California mussel)
Lineage: Eukaryota; Metazoa; Mollusca; Bivalvia; Mytilida; Mytilidae
Product: tubulin beta chain-like
Exons: 2
Coding region: 308-1648 (446 amino acids)
Biological process (GO): mitotic cell cycle; microtubule cytoskeleton organization
Cellular component (GO): cytoplasm; microtubule
Molecular function (GO): GTP binding; structural constituent of cytoskeleton; GTPase activity
Source: RefSeq, a predicted model, not a curated record
UGUCAUUUUUGUACAAAUUCUUCAUUUACCGGUAAUGAAUAAUCGGGGCAGACGAUGUACGUAUCACAUCUGGCGCGAGACAUAAUUCUCACAUGCAGCAGACGAUUGAAAGCUAUAGCUUGUAAUAUUGGAAUGUAAUUCAAGAAAAAAUGACAGAUAUUUGCAGAUUGUGAUUUCUGCACGUGCCAAAAUGUAGACUUUUUGUAUGAUGUAAUAAACUCUCUUUGCAACAUACUGGUAAGAAAACGUAUUCAUUUUCAAAUUAUCCUCCAGAGAUUGAAACGUAAACUUUUUAACUUUUUUCAAAAUGAGGGAAAUUCUGCAUUUACAAGUCGGACAGUGUGGGAAUCAAAUAGGUUCAAUUUUCUGGGAAAUGAUUUCUGGUGAACAUGGAAUUGAUGAGUUCGGACAGUAUGUUGGUGACUCAGCUUUACAAUUAGAAAGAAUUGAUGUUUAUUAUAAGGAAGGAUCAAACCGGAAUUAUGUUCCGAGAUCGAUUCUUGUUGAUUUAGAACCAGGAACACUCGAUUAUGCCAGAUCAAGUGCCUAUGGAAAGUUGUUCCGACCGGAUAAUUUUGUCGCUGGUUAUGCUGGAGCCGGAAAUAAUUGGGCAAAAGGCCAUUAUACAGAAGGAGCGGAAUUGGUAGAUAACGUAAUGGAUGUGAUCCGAAAGGAGUCGGAAUCCUGUGAAUGUCUCCAAGGUUUCCAGCUCUGCCAUUCCUUGGGAGGAGGAACCGGAUCCGGUAUGGGAACUCUGAUCAUUUCCAAAAUUAGAGAAGAAUACCCGGAUAGAAUAAUGAAUACAUUUUCUGUUGUUCCGUCACCGAAGGUAUCUGAUACAGUUGUAGAGCCGUACAACUCUACAUUGUCUGUUCAUCAGUUAGUUGAAAACACAGAUGAGACAUACUGCAUCGACAACGAGGCUCUUUAUGAUAUAUGUUUCAACACGCUUAAAUUAAAAACUCCAACAUACGGUGACUUAAACCAUUUGGUUAGUUUAACGAUGUCUGGCGUUACAACAUGUUUACGGUUUCCUGGACAACUAAACGCUGAUUUAAGAAAACUGGCCGUAAACAUGGUACCGUUUCCGCGUCUACAUUUCUUUAUGCCCGGCUUUGCACCACUGACGUCACGUGCAUGCCAAGACUACAGAGCAGUGUCCGUUCAGGAACUAACACAACAAAUGUUCGAUGCCAAAAAUAUGAUGGCUGCUUGUGAUCCGAGACACGGACGAUAUUUAACUGUUGCUACUAUUUUCCGCGGACAUAUUUCAAUGAAAGAAGUUGAUGAACAAAUGUUAAAUGUUCAAAACAAGAACAGUUCGUAUUUUGUUGAAUGGAUUCCACACAACGUGAAAACUGCUGUCUGCGACAUUCCUCCGAAGGGAACAAAAAUGUCUGGUACAUUUAUUGGGAACAGCACUGCUAUUCAGGAACUUUUCAAGAGGAUUUCCGAACAAUUUACCGCAAUGUUCCGAAGGAAAGCUUUUCUGCAUUGGUAUACAGGGGAAGGAAUGGACGAAAUGGAAUUUACCGAGGCGGAGUCGAAUAUGAAUGAUUUAAUUUCCGAAUACCAACAGUAUCAAGAUGCAACGACCGAUGAUUUUUGUGACGAAAUUGAGGAAGAAGAAGAAAUUGACGUUGACUGAUAACAUACUGUAAAUUCAUAAUUUUGCUAUGUUUAAGUUAUUACAAAAUUUGCGACGGGGGACAAGAAUUCAUACUUUAAAUUUCAAAAUCUUAUUUGUAAUAUUGUAUACAGUAUAAACAUAAGAUGUUUGUUUUUCAAUGAUUUAACUCUACACCAGAGACCAAUUGCAAAUGAUAUAGAAGUUAGAAUCUAUAAGCAACCGUAUGGCCUUCGACAAUGAGAAAAACCAGUACCGCAUAGCAAGCUACUUUUUCCUGAAAUCGAAAUGAUUAAUCUCACAUUUUGUGCAUUGUUCAAGAAUUGCAAACAUUUCUGAAUUAACAGUAUUGUGAUUUAAGGACCGUAACAGGUAUUUUUUUUAUUAUUUAAACUUUGGUUGUUGGAUGGUUUUUGUUAUCAUGUUUGAAAAGAAAGAUAAUUGGAACAUCAAGAUCUUGUUUUUUUCUACAAUUUUAUUUACAGAGUGGAAGUGAUUAAUAGAUGGUCAUCGAAAACAUAUAAAAACAUUCGUUUGAAAAAAGAACUCACUUUUAAAACCGUUACCUAGUAUUGAUUUAUAAAUGCUUUUAAAUGAUAAGACUUGCUCACAAUGAAUUGAUUGACUAAAUUCAAAUAUUAAAAUAUAUUAUAACUUG